GUGAGCCGAUGGGGGCGGGGAGGAGCCCGCCUGGGCCGGGACAAAAGCCGGAUCUCGGGCGUCUGCCUGUAGCGCCCUGGGGAGUGUGGUAAACCCGGCCCAGUGGAGGGAGAACCGCGCUCGUACUUUCGCGGAGAGGUAGGGCAGGUCCCUUUGCAGCUAUGUCAGCCAAGGCGAUUUCGGAGCAGACGGGCAAAGAACUCCUUUACAAGUACAUCUGCACCACCUCAGCCAUCCAGAACCGGUUCAAGUAUGCCCGGGUUACCCCUGACACAGACUGGGCCCACCUGUUGCAAGACCACCCCUGGCUGCUUAGCCAGAGCUUGGUUGUCAAGCCAGACCAGCUGAUCAAACGAAGGGGAAAGCUUGGCUUAGUUGGGGUCAACCUUACUCUGGAUGGGGUCAAGUCCUGGCUGAAGCCACGUCUGGGACAGGAGGCUACGGUUGGCAAGGCCAAAGGCUUUCUCAAGAACUUCUUGAUUGAACCCUUUGUUCCCCAUAAUCAGGCGGAAGAGUUCUAUGUGUGUGUCUAUGCUACCCGGGAAGGGGACUAUGUGCUGUUCCACCACGAGGGGGGAGUGGAUGUGGGCGAUGUGGAUGCCAAAGCCCAGAAGCUGCUCGUUGGUGUGGAUGAGAAGCUGAAUCCCGAGGACAUCAAGAAACACCUGUUGGUCCAUGCCCCUGAAGACAAGAAAGAAAUUCUAGCCAGCUUCAUCUCUGGCCUCUUCAAUUUCUAUGAGGACCUGUACUUCACCUACCUCGAGAUCAACCCCCUUGUUGUGACCAAAGAUGGCGUCUAUAUCCUCGACUUGGCAGCCAAGGUGGAUGCCACAGCUGACUACAUCUGCAAAGUGAAGUGGGGCGAUAUUGAGUUCCCUCCCCCCUUUGGGCGUGAGGCAUAUCCAGAGGAAGCCUACAUUGCAGACCUGGAUGCCAAAAGUGGAGCAAGCCUAAAGCUGACCUUGCUGAACCCCAAGGGGAGGAUUUGGACCAUGGUGGCCGGGGGUGGUGCCUCCGUCGUGUACAGUGAUACCAUCUGCGAUCUAGGUGGUGUCAACGAGCUGGCGAACUAUGGAGAGUACUCAGGUGCCCCCAGUGAACAGCAGACCUAUGACUACGCCAAGACCAUCCUCUCUCUUAUGACCCGAGAGAAGCACCCAGAUGGCAAGAUCCUCAUCAUUGGAGGCAGCAUCGCAAACUUCACCAAUGUGGCUGCCACCUUCAAGGGUAUCGUGAGAGCAAUUCGAGAUUACCAGGGUCCUCUGAAGGAGCAUGAGGUCACGAUCUUUGUCCGAAGAGGCGGCCCCAACUAUCAGGAAGGCUUACGGGUGAUGGGAGAAGUUGGGAAGACCACUGGGAUUCCCAUCCAUGUCUUCGGCACAGAGACUCACAUGACAGCCAUUGUAGGCAUGGCUCUGGGUCACCGGCCCAUCCCCAACCAGCCACCCACAGCAGCCCACACUGCCAACUUCCUCCUCAAUGCCAGUGGGAGCACGUCGACUCCAGCCCCCAGCAGGACAGCGUCUUUUUCUGAGUCCAGGGCUGAUGAAGUGGCACCUGCAAAGAAGGCCAAGCCUGCCAUGCCUCAAGAUUCAGUCCCAAGUCCAAGAUCCCUGCAAGGAAAGAAUGCCACCCUCUUCAGCCGCCAUACCAAGGCCAUCGUAUGGGGCAUGCAGACCCGGGCUGUGCAAGGCAUGUUGGACUUUGACUAUGUGUGCUCCCGAGAUGAGCCCUCAGUGGCUGCCAUGGUCUACCCCUUCACUGGGGAUCACAAGCAAAAGUUUUACUGGGGACACAAGGAAAUCCUGAUCCCUGUUUUCAAGAACAUGGCUGAUGCCAUGAAGAAGCACCCAGAGGUAGAUGUGCUGAUCAACUUUGCCUCUCUCCGCUCCGCCUACGACAGCACCAUAGAAACCAUGAAUUACUCACAGAUCCGGACCAUUGCCAUCAUAGCAGAAGGCAUACCCGAGGCCCUUACACGGAAGCUGAUCAAGAAGGCUGAUCAGAAGGGAGUGACCAUAAUAGGACCUGCCACGGUUGGGGGCAUCAAGCCGGGGUGCUUUAAGAUCGGGAAUACAGGUGGGAUGCUGGACAACAUUCUGGCUUCGAAGCUGUACCGCCCAGGCAGUGUGGCCUAUGUCUCACGUUCUGGAGGCAUGUCCAACGAGCUCAACAAUAUCAUCUCCCGAACCACGGAUGGUGUCUAUGAGGGUGUGGCCAUCGGCGGGGACAGGUACCCCGGCUCCACAUUCAUGGAUCAUGUGCUGCGUUACCAGGACACUCCAGGAGUCAAGAUGAUUGUGGUUCUUGGAGAGAUAGGAGGCACUGAGGAAUAUAAGAUUUGUCGGGGCAUCAAGGAGGGCCGCCUCACCAAGCCAGUGGUCUGCUGGUGCAUCGGGACCUGUGCCACCAUGUUUUCCUCUGAGGUCCAGUUUGGCCAUGCCGGAGCUUGUGCCAAUCAGGCUUCUGAAACCGCAGUAGCCAAGAACCAGGCUCUGAAGGAAGCAGGAGUGUUUGUGCCCCGGAGCUUUGAUGAGCUUGGAGAGAUUAUCCAAUUUGUAUAUGAAGAUCUUGUGACCAAAGGAGCUAUUGUACCUGCUCAGGAGGUGCCGCCCCCAACAGUGCCCAUGGACUACUCCUGGGCCAGGGAACUGGGUUUGAUCCGAAAACCUGCUUCGUUCAUGACCAGCAUCUGUGAUGAGCGAGGACAAGAGCUCAUCUAUGCGGGUAUGCCUAUCACCGAGGUCUUCAAGGAAGAGAUGGGCAUCGGCGGGGUCCUUGGCCUCCUCUGGUUCCAGAGAAGGUUACCCAAGUACUCUUGCCAGUUUAUAGAGAUGUGUCUGAUGGUGACAGCUGAUCACGGGCCAGCUGUCUCUGGGGCCCACAACACCAUCAUCUGUGCUCGGGCUGGGAAAGACUUGGUCUCCAGCCUCACCUCAGGGCUGCUCACUAUCGGGGAUCGGUUUGGGGGUGCUUUGGAUGCAGCAGCCAAGAUGUUCAGUAAAGCCUUUGACAGUGGCAUUAUCCCUAUGGAGUUCGUAAACAAGAUGAAGAAGGAAGGAAAACUGAUCAUGGGCAUCGGCCACCGAGUGAAAUCAAUAAAUAACCCAGACAUGCGAGUGCAGAUCCUCAAAGACUAUGUCAAGCAGCACUUCCCAGCCACCCCGCUACUUGAUUAUGCACUGGAAGUGGAGAAGAUUACCACCUCAAAGAAACCAAAUCUUAUCCUAAACGUAGAUGGUUUCAUCGGAGUUGCAUUUGUGGACAUGCUCAGGAACUGUGGGUCCUUUACUCGGGAGGAAGCUGAUGAAUAUAUUGACAUUGGAGCUCUCAAUGGCAUCUUUGUGCUGGGAAGGAGUAUGGGCUUCAUUGGGCACUAUCUUGAUCAGAAGAGGCUGAAGCAGGGGCUAUAUCGUCAUCCAUGGGAUGAUAUUUCAUAUGUUCUUCCGGAGCACAUGAGCAUGUAACUAAGCCAGGAACCCUACUGCAGUAAAGAGAAGACAAGAACUCCUCCCGGGAAAUAGCAUGAAGAUAACUGACUGUGGAGCCUGUUAUAGGAUGGAUCAAGAACGUAAAUCCCCCAUUGGUGUGCAGGAACUGAAGACCAACACCCACAGACUAACACCAUUCAUUCCAUACAAAGGAGCUUAAUAUUUUUUUUUUGUAAGCAUAGAAAUAAACAGCAAGCCAAUACUUGUGACAUUUGCUCUGCUACCUGCUGUAUUUAUUAUAUGAAAGCAUCUAAGCACUGUCAGAAUAGUGUAGGGUGUUAUGAUGUUGCUUUCUCUUUUCUAUUAAUUUUUUUUUCCUUUGGAGGAAGGGAAUGAUACAUUUAAACUACUCCAAUGUCUUAUUUUUCUGUUUCCCUUUCUUCCUCCUGAUAAACAUGAAGAACAUUGUAUUAAUCUGACUUGUAAAAGGGUCUUUUUGUAUGUUAUGUGUUAAGGGUUUAUUUAGGAACCCACUGAAAUGUUCUGUUACAGAUCAAAGUCUGGUUAUGUCAGCAGGGUGGGACCAUUGCAUCCUUAGCCAUUGUCACAGAUACAUGGAGUAGUACAUUUAAAAUGUAAAGUUGUAACAUACAUAUGUUUAAGAUGAAAAUGCAAAGCAAAAAGCUGUGAAAUGUCCUGUGUCUUAUGUUCUCUGUAUUUAUGCAGCUGACUUGUCUGUUACUGAAGUGUGGGUCCAAAGACUCAUUUUCAGCUACUUUGCAUCUGUAACCCACAAAGAUUCUGGGCAGCUGCCACCUCAGUCUCUUCUCUGUAUUAUCAUGUUUGGUUUAAAUAAACUAUAUAGUAACAA
Castor canadensis (American beaver) is the source of this 4302-nucleotide messenger RNA. RefSeq names its product ATP citrate lyase (gene Acly). The record is from RefSeq and is a predicted model, not a curated record. NCBI's taxonomy places the organism in Eukaryota, Metazoa, Chordata, Mammalia, Rodentia, Castoridae. Gene Ontology annotation, cellular component: cytosol. Gene Ontology annotation, biological process: acetyl-CoA biosynthetic process; fatty acid biosynthetic process; citrate metabolic process. Gene Ontology annotation, molecular function: ATP citrate synthase activity.